AGGCUGCAAACAAGAAGCUAAGCUACAAUGUUUCGCUGACAGGAAGAGGUUAUUUUCCUCACAGGAUUAAAACAUGGUUAAAUCAUGAGUAGAUCUUUUAGUUGUACUUGAUUAUAGGUCGGUGGAUGACGGGGACGUGUGCGUCGGUGUGUGUGGAGGAGAUAUCUGGAUAAAGCGGGUGGAGCUGCUCGAUCAGGAGAGGAUUUCUUCAGAUUCACACGCUUUCAAUGGAUUUCUAUCAUCAUCAGACAGAAUUUGGAGCGGGUACAGGGGUCUAACCCUUAACAGAGAGUGUGCCCGAGGAGGAGCUGCCAUACCCCGUCCGACCCUCCCUGAGUCUGCAGUGGAAUCAAGGAGCUAACAACCACCGUUAGCCUGCAUCGUCUUCAGACAUCAUGGGAAACGCCACUUCCUGCUGCGUGUCUUCCAGUCCCAAACUGAGGCGAAACGCCCAUUCCAGGCUCGAACCGUACCGGCCGGAUGCCGAACUGAGCCGAGAGGACACUGGCUGCAACCUGCAGCACAUCAGCGAUCGAGAGAACAUCGACGAGCUGAACAUGGAGUAUAACCCUUCAGAUCACCCACGUACCAGCACUAUCUUCCUCAGCAAGUCCCAGACAGAUGUUCCUCCAUUCAACAAGAAAGUUCGGGAAAAGCGGAAAAGUCUGUACCUGAACCAUCAGCACACAUCUGGCCCAGUGAGACGCAAGUAUAGCUCCUGCUCGACCAUCUUCCUGGAUGACAGCACUGUCAGCCAACCCAACCUCAAAUACACCAUCAAAUGUGUUGCACUGGCAAUCUACUACCACAUAAAGAACAGAGAUGUGGAUGGGCGAACGCUCUUAGAUAUUUUUGAUGAGAAGCUUCAUCCACUGUCGAAGUCUGAGGUACCAGCGGACUACGAUAAACAAGAUCCAGAACAGAAGCAGAUCUAUCGCUUCGUACGGACGCUCUUCAGCGCUGCUCAGCUCACAGCCGAGUGCGCCAUCGUCACACUGGUAUAUUUGGAGAGAUUACUAACCUAUGCUGAGAUCGAUAUCUAUCCCGCCAACUGGAAGAGAAUCGUACUGGGAGCCAUUCUUCUGGCGUCCAAGGUGUGGGACGAUCAGGCCGUGUGGAACGUGGACUACUGUCAGAUCCUCAAAGAUAUCACUGUGGAGGACAUGAAUGAGUUAGAGAGACAGUUCCUGGAGUUGCUGCAAUUCAACAUUAAUGUACCGUCGAGUGUUUAUGCCAAGUAUUACUUUGACCUGCGUUCUCUGUCUGAAGCCAAUAACCUGAGUUUUCCUCUGGAACCUCUGAGCAGAGACAAAGCUCAGAAAUUGGAGGCUAUCUCCAGGCUGUGUGACGACAAGUACAAAGACUUAAGAAAAGCAGCCAAGAAGCGCUCAGUGAGCGCGGACAAUCUGACCGUGGUGCGGUGGUCUCCCGCCAUCAUAUCCUAACGGUGCAGGGAGCUCAGGAACGAUUCAGCCGCAGACAGAGACUGUAAAGAAUCUUUCUCUUCAUACGGCGACGGUUUGUCCGCACCACACCCCGUCUAGACACGUCUGUCAUUCUGCUGUAAAUACGGAACAACAUGAAGCUUUAAAAAAGAAGGAAGAUGGUUUGAAUUGAAGUGGAUAGGAACUCAAGCCAAGUCUCACCUGAAGUCCAGCAUUCCAGCAACCCUCGGCGUGUCUGUGAUGUGCAUUGUCAACAAGGAAACGUUGAGCUUAUUUGUAUAAGUUAACAGUUCUUCCUUUUAUUCAAAGUCUGAUCAUUUCAAUAUGGUUCUUUCAGAAGCACAAUACAGCCCAAAGUGAGUCCCUCACAAUCUUCUACCUGUCUGAUCACAAUCUGUGAACAU
Trichomycterus rosablanca is the source of this 1849-nucleotide messenger RNA. It is a transcript of the gene ccny, whose product is annotated as cyclin Y. Gene Ontology annotation, biological process: regulation of canonical Wnt signaling pathway; regulation of cyclin-dependent protein serine/threonine kinase activity. The transcript is spliced from 12 exons. The record is from RefSeq and is a predicted model, not a curated record. Gene Ontology annotation, molecular function: cyclin-dependent protein serine/threonine kinase activator activity; protein kinase binding. Gene Ontology annotation, cellular component: plasma membrane; cytoplasmic cyclin-dependent protein kinase holoenzyme complex. NCBI's taxonomy places the organism in Eukaryota, Metazoa, Chordata, Actinopteri, Siluriformes, Trichomycteridae. Bases 396 to 1445 code for a protein of 349 amino acids.